This is a messenger RNA of Quercus robur (English oak), 540 nucleotides long. Its product is annotated as ubiquitin C-terminal hydrolase 13-like. The record is from RefSeq and is a predicted model, not a curated record. The transcript is spliced from 4 exons. Bases 1 to 540 code for a protein of 179 amino acids. NCBI's taxonomy places the organism in Eukaryota, Viridiplantae, Streptophyta, Magnoliopsida, Fagales, Fagaceae. Gene Ontology annotation, molecular function: protein binding.
AUGAAUGGAAUUGGUCACAUCUCAGUUUACUUGGCAAUUGUUGAUACUGCAAAGUAUACUCCUGGCUGGGAAGUUAAUAUGCUGAUGGGGCAAUUAGAAGAUUCCAUGAUAGAAGAUUUGAUGAUAUCAAAAAUGAAUGGGGCUUUCACAAAUUUCUAUCCCUUGAAUAUUUCAAAGAUCGUUCUCAAGGAUACCUUAUCAAUGAUUAUUGCGUAUUUGAAUCCUUGUAGGACGUUAUUGGUUUAUCCCAAAGGAAUUUAUAAUGGAGAAAUCAAAGCGAUAUCGCUCUUCCUCUUUUCUUGUGAUUGUGUUUUACCUGAGCACAAUUUUUUUGCAGAAUUCAAGAUACGUAUAAAGGACCAAGUUAACAAUGCUCACGUAGAAAAAACAGAUAAACAUUGGUUCACUACCUCUUCGACUGAAUGGCGUUUCCCACACUUUAUGCCUCUUAAGGAUCUCCAAGAUGCAUCCAAGGGACUUCUUAUGAAUGAUGCUUUAAUUAUAGAAGGAGAAAUAAUAGUUAUGUCUAAUGUUAAGUGA